AUGACACCCAAAAUCGGCGUCUUCCCCGCCUCCGGCAGCCUCGCAACCUCCAUCAUAAACCACCUCCUCCGCCUCGUCCCCGCCAGCGAACUCCUCCUCAUCGCCCGCUACCCCGACAAACUCGCCCACCUCAGCCGCGACGGCGCAACAAUUCGCUACGCCGACUACGAUGAGCCGGAGACGCUGGACAGAGUGUUCGACGGGGUGGGCGUGCUGAUGUUGGUUUCCUAUGCGUCGUUUGAGAUUGAUCAUCGUAUCCAGGCACACAAGCGCGCAAUCGACAGCGCCGUCCGCAGCCGCGUCCAACAAAUCUUCUACUCUUCCCUCGCCUUCGGCGGCGACCUAGCCACCGCCUCCGCCGCACACGUAAUGGGCGCGCACCUCGCAACCGAACAAUACCUCGCCGACCUGAACCCGGGCUACUUCUUCAACUACACCGCCAUCCGCGAGGGCAUAUACUCGGAGUCCUUCCCGAUAUACACAGCGUGGUUCGAGCCUUCGGACCCGUCCUCGCCGCCGAACAACGAGAUCACAAUCCCGCACGACGGGUCCGGUCCCGGCGUGGCGUGGGCGAAGCGUGAUGAGCUGGGCGAGGCGACUGCGAAGAUGAUUAUCUCGUAUGUGAAGAACCCCGAGGGGUUCCCGUAUGUGAAUCGGGUGGUGUUGCUUUCUGGGCCGCGGGAGGUGAGUUUGAGGGAGACGGUUGAGGUGUUGGGGAGGGUUACUGGGAAGCCAUUGAAGAUAAGGGAGGUUUCGGUGGAGGAGUAUGCGGCGCUGCCGCAGAUUGGGGAUAGGCAUAUGUAUCAUGGAAGGGAUUUGGCGGUAGAGUGGACGAGUGCUUGGGAGGGGAUUCAGAGGGGGGAAACGGCUGUUACGACGGGGGUGUUGGAGAAGUGGUUGGAGAGGGAGCCGGAGGAGUAUGAGACUACUAUUACGAAGUUUAUCAAGGGUCAGUAA
Molecule: messenger RNA, 957 nt
Organism: Aspergillus chevalieri
Lineage: Eukaryota; Fungi; Ascomycota; Eurotiomycetes; Eurotiales; Aspergillaceae
Exons: 2
Coding region: 1-957 (318 amino acids)
Source: RefSeq, a predicted model, not a curated record